Messenger RNA from Tachyglossus aculeatus (Australian echidna), 8223 nucleotides. RefSeq names its product protein tyrosine phosphatase receptor type Q (gene PTPRQ). NCBI's taxonomy places the organism in Eukaryota, Metazoa, Chordata, Mammalia, Monotremata, Tachyglossidae. Gene Ontology annotation, molecular function: protein tyrosine phosphatase activity; protein binding. The record is from RefSeq and is a predicted model, not a curated record. The coding region runs from base 1 to 7425 and encodes 2474 amino acids. Gene Ontology annotation, biological process: protein dephosphorylation. The transcript has 47 exons.
AUGACUACAUAUGGUAACAGAGCAGUAGUCAAAAACCUUACUCCUGGAAUGGAUUACAUGUUUCAAGUGAAGACGGUUAAAGGCAAAGAUUACAGUGUACCUCUGGAGAAGGAAGUGACUACAAAACCAGCUGGAAUAUGUGGUUUAUUAUUAAAAGAGGUAAAUACUUCCUCUGCGACCUUAAUCUGGAAUCCAACAAAGACCAAUUUUUCAUAUUACAAGAUUCAUCUAUCAAAUAAUACAUUCUUAAAGGAAUAUAAGGUUAUGGAAACCAAGACUGACUACACAAUAAUAGACUUGACUCCUGGAGGCACGUAUAAUAUCACAGUUCAGAGAGUAAGAGGAGAUGUGGAAGGAUCGCUCACAUUGAUUAAGAUGGUUGCAGAACCUCAAGCGCCCGAGGAACUUGAAGUUUUCAAUAUUUCAUCAAAUUCCUUUUCUCUUCGCUGGAGGAUACCUUACGGUCACGUGGAAAGGUAUCAAGUGGAUCUUGUCCCUGACUGUGGCUUUGUUACUAUCAGAGAUCUUGGAGGUGGGGAGUAUCAGGGUGAUGUUUCUGGUGUGACUCCUGGUACUAGGUACAAUGUAACAGUUUCUUCAGUUUCAGCGGCUACAUACAGUUCACCUGCCAGUAGAACAGUGACCACCAAUGUAACCAAUCCAGGGCCUCCUGUGUUCCUUGCAGGUGAAAGAGUUGGAUCUGCUGGAAUCCUUCUUUCCUGGAACACACCACCUAACCCCAAUGGGAGAAUUAUAUCUUAUAUUGUUAAAUAUAAGGAAGUUUGUCCAUGGAUGCAAAUGACGUACACCCAAGUUACAGCAAACCCAGAUAGUUUGGAAGUUCUUCUUACCAAUCUUAAUCCUGGAACAACGUAUGAAAUUAAGGUGGCUGCGGAAAACAGUGCUGGGGUCGGAAUAUUUAGUGAUCCAUUUCUCUUUCAAACUGCAGAAAGUGCUCCAGGUAAAGUGGUGAAUCUUACAGUUGAAGCCUUCAAUUAUUCUGCAGUAAAUCUGAUCUGGUAUCUACCUCGACAACCAAACGGCAAGAUUACCAGUUUCAAGAUUAGUGUCAAACAUGCAAGAAGUGGGAUAGUGGUCAAAGAUGUCUCAAUUAAAGUGGAGGACAUUCUGAAUGGAAAACUACCUGAAUGUAAUGAGAAAAGUGAAUCUUUUUUGUGGAGUACAACUAGCCCUUCACCAACAUCUGGCAAAGCUACAUCUCCCUCCCGUGCUCCAUAUGCAGCAAGUUUAUUGGCACUAAGUAAGAUAAACUCUGUGUGGAACGAGCCUAUCAGUUUCGUGGUGACUCACCUGAGACCAUACACAACGUAUCUUUUCGAGGUGUCAGCUGUUACCACUGAAGCAGGUUACAUUGACAGUACAAUUGUCAGAACACCAGAGUCAGUGCCUGAAGAUUCACCACAAAAUUUUGCAAAGGGCAAUAUUACAGGAAAAUCCUUUUCAGUGUCUUGGGAUCCACCAACAAUAAUAACAGGAAAAUUUAGUUACCGAGUUGAAUUAUACGGACCCUCAGGUCACAUUCUGGACAACAGUACAAAAGAGCUGAAGUUUACAUUUACAAAUCUAACACCUUUUACAAAAUACAGUGUAUUUGUGGCUGCUGAGACGAGUGCAGGCAUUGGACCCAAAUCCAAUUUCACCAUUUUCACCCCUCCAGAAGUUCCAAGUGCUGUAUUUGAUUUGCAAAUAACAGAAGUAGAAGCCACAUUAAUACGGAUUACUUGGAAGAAACCACGACAACCAAACGGAAUCAUUAGCCAGUAUAGAGUUAAAGUGCUUGAAAGGGAAACAGGAGUAAUUUUGGAAAAUAUCAUUCUCACAGGAAAAGCUGAGUAUAAAAAUGAUUUUGUGGCCCCGGAUAUGUGGAAAGGAAAUUCUAAAGCACCUUUCCUAAAUAAUGCGAAGGAAGCAGUGGCUGGAUUAUACGAAGGUUCAGCUGAGAUGUUUUCCGCAGAGAAAGCAGAGUCUCCGAUUCUAUUCCCUAGUCUUCCCAGUGAUAACAUUCCCAUAGUGAAUGGAGUCGAAGAACUUUAUUCCACAACUGAAACAGGGAAGGAGUAUACGACUAACAUUUCAGCUGAGCAGCUGUCGUAUGUUGUAAAGAGACUUACACCUUUCACCGAAUAUACAAUCACCGUGUCUGCUUUCACCAUUAUGGGCGAAGGACCACCAACUAUUCUUAAUGUCAGGACACAAGAGCAAGUUCCAAGUGCAGUGCAGAAUAUGAACUAUAAAAAUAUUAGUUCAUCAUCUAUCUUGCUAUAUUGGGAUCCACCAGAAUAUCCUAAUGGAAAAAUAACUCAUUACACUAUUUAUGCAAUGGAAUUACAUUCAAACAGAGCUUUUCAAAUGACUACUAAAGAUAACAGAUUCCUUAUAACAGAUCUGAAGAAAUAUACAAAUUAUAAAAUGAGAGUGGCAGCAUCAACCAAUGUAGGAGAAAGUUCCCUGUCAGAUGAAAAUGACAUUUUUGUGAGAACUCCUGAAGAUGAACCAGAGUCCCCACCCCAGAAUGUUGAAUUGGUUGAUAUUACUGCAACAGAAAUAAACCUGAGAUGGUCACCACCUGAAAAACCUAAUGGGAUAAUCAUCGCCUAUGAAGUAAUUUAUGGAAAUCCAGAAAAAUUACUUACUAAAAACAUUUCAACAACCAGUGCAAUUUUAAGUGACCUAAAACCUUACACUCUUUACAAUAUUUCUGUCCGGUCAUAUACAAGACUUGGCCAUGGGAAUCAGAUUUCUUCCUUGUUGUCAGUAAGAACAUCUGAAACUGUGCCUGAUAGUCCUCCAGAAAAUAUCACCUACAGAAAUAUUUCUUCUACGGAAAUAGAGUUAUCAUUUCUUCCGCCAGCUGUUCCUAAUGGAAUAAUUCUGAAGUAUACAGUAUAUCUCAGGAAGAAUAAGGAAAAUGAAGAAAGAAUUAUAAAUACUACUUCUCUGUCACAGAAAAUUGGAGGGUUGAAGAGAUAUACCCACUACCUGGUUCGAGUAUCUGCUAGUACUAUCAAAGGUGAAGGAGCUGAAAGUGCCCCUGUAACUAUCCUGACUGAAGAAGAUGCUCCUGGUUCUCCUCCACAAACCUUUUCAGUUAAGCAGUUGUCUGGUGUCACUGUGAAGUUGUCAUGGCAACCACCUUUGGAGCCAAAUGGAGUUAUCCUCUAUUACACAGUUUAUAUCUGGGACACUUCACCUCCCAGAACUAUUAAUGCAACUGAAACAACGUUGGAAAUCACAGACCUGGAAAAUAACAUUGAAUAUAAUGCAUAUGUAACAGCAAGCACCAGAUUUGGUGAUGGAAAAAUGAAAAGUAGCAUUAUUAGUUUCAGAACCUCUGAAGGAGCACCAAGUGAUCCACCAAAAGAUGUCCAUUACGCCAACCUCAGUUCCUCAUCAAUAAUUUUAUUUUGGAAUCCUCCCUCAAAGCCUAAUGGGAUUAUACAACACUAUACAGUUUAUUACAAAAAUAAUUCAGGAACGUUUAUCAAGAAUUUGGCACUCCAUGAAAUAAGCAAUGAAUUUGAUAAUGAAACCUUAUCCGCUGUAAUUGAAAAUUUAGCAAUUUUCAGCUACUAUGUGUUCUGGCUAACAGCAAGUACUGCCUUUGGAAAUGGGAACCAAACCAGUGACAUGAUACAUGUGUUCACAGACCAAGACAUACCAGAAGGACCUGUUGAAAAUAUGACCUAUGAAACUAUUUCUUCAACUGCUGUAAACAUAAGCUGGUUUCCGCCAUCUCAACCAAAUGGUAUAGUCUUCUACUAUGUUUCACUGAGCUCACAGAAUACUCUACCAAACCACGAACAACCAUCUCUUAUUACUCAUGAGAGAAGCAUUUAUUUUGACAACCUGGAAAAAUACACUGACUAUAUUUUAAAAAUUACUCCAUCAACAGAGAAAGGAUUCUCUGAAAUGUGUACAGCAAAGCUACACAUCAAAACUGAUGAAGAUGUUCCAGAGACUACACCAGUAAUCAACACUUUCAAAAAUCUGUCCUCUACCUCAGUUCUCUUAUCUUGGGAUCCCCCAAUACAGCCAAAUGGUGCUAUAAUAAGUUAUGAUUUAACUUUACAUGGAUCAGUUGAAAAGUAUUCUGUUAAUACCUCUGAUAACUAUAUAAUUUUGGAAGAUCUUUCACCACUUGCACUGUAUAGUUUUUUUGCUGCCGCACGAACUAUAAAGGGACUUGGUCCAUUCACUACAGUUUUGUUUUAUACUGAUGAGUCUGAGCCACUAGCUCCACCUCAGAAUUUGACUUUAGUCAACUACACUGCAGAUUCUGUGUGGCUCAAAUGGAGACCAAGUCCUCAGCCCAGUGGUAUUGUCAUUAUGUACAAUUUUAAAAUUUAUGAAAACAGAAGUGAAACUGUAUCUUAUCAGAAUGUUUCAGGUUUUCAAACUGAUGGAAAACUUGUUGGAUUGGAUCCAAUGAAUACUUAUUCUGUCAGUGUAUCAGCUUUUACAAGAGUUGGAAAUGGCAACCAAUAUAGCAAUAUUAUAAGAUUCACAACAGAAGAAUCAGCUCCAGAUGUCGUCCAGAAUUUUCGGUGCAUGGCAACGAGUUGGCAGUCAGUUCUAGUGUGGUGGGAUCCACCGAAAAAGACGAAUGGAAUAAUUAUUCAUUACAUCCUAGCCUUUGAAAGAAAUUCUUCAAAAGUUAACGCUCAAGAUAAUGAGUAUACUUUCAGAGAACUUCUAGCAAAUACCUCCUAUACAUUUAAUAUUAAAGCUGUAACGUCUGCUGGGGAAGGCAAAGAAAGGAUAUGCAAUGCCAGCACAUUAUAUGAAACAGUUCCCAGUGCUCCCAGAGAUAUUGCUUUUUCCGACAUCCAAUCAACUAGUGUAACUUUGACCUGGCUCAAACCAGAAACUAUUCUUGGCUACUUUCAAAACUAUAAGAUCACUAUACAAUUGAGAUCCCUCAGCUGCAAUGAUUGGGAAUCUGAUGAAUGUGUUGAAUAUCAGGAAAACCAAUACGUGUCUGAAGUUAACUUUGAAGAGGAAACAGUACAUGGACUAAAGAAAUUCAGAUGGUAUAGAUUCCAAGUAGCUGCGAGCACAAAUGCCGGUUAUGGAAACAACUCAGUUUGGAUUUCUACACAAACUUUACCUGGCUCUCCAGAUGGUCCUCCGGAAAACGUGAUUGUAGUGGCUACAUCACCUCACAACAUUAACAUCACCUGGAAUGAACCCACAAUCAUAACAGGACCAACUUUCUACCUCAUAGAGAUUAGCUCAGUAGAUAGUGAUUAUUAUAAUGUUUCAUUCAUCAAAGAAAAUUUGGAGAAUAAAACCAUAGAAAUUACCGAUUUAAAGGCAUUUACAAGAUAUUCUGUAGUAAUCACGGCUUUUACUGGAAACGUCAGUGCAGCACGCAUAGAAGGCAAGUCAAGUGCUAGAAUAAUUGUGUCUACCUUGGAAACAGUGCCCAAAGAGCCACCUAGCAACAUGACCUAUCAGAAGAUGCCAGGAGAAGUUACAAAAUUUCAGCUAACCUUCCUUCCUCCGGCUGAAUCUGAUGGAAUUAUUCAAGUAUACCAAGCUAUGGUAUACAGAGAUGAUGAUCCCACUACUUUCCAGAUUCACAACCUGAGUAUUAUCCAAAAGACAAACUCUUCGGUCAUUGCAAUGUUAGAGGGGCUAAAAGGCGGGCAUACAUAUAACAUAAGUGUAUAUGCUGUCAAUAGUGCAGGCGCAGGGCCGAAAGUUCAGAUGAAAAUAACAAUGGACAUGAAGGCACCAGCACAGCCCAAAAAUAAACCCAUCCCUGUAUAUGAUACAUCUGGAACUCUACUUGUUACCUCGACAACUCUCACGAUCAAGAUGCCAGUCUGUUACUACAAUGAUGACCACGGACCGAUCAAAAAUAUACAAGUACUUGUAGCAGAGGCAGGAGUUCAGCAUGAUGGAAAUGUUACUAAGUGGUAUGAUGCCUACUUCAAGAAACCAAGGCCAUAUUUUACAAACGAAGGCUUUCCAAACCCACCAUGUUCAGAAGGAAGAAGUCUAUUGAGUGGCAAAGAAGAUGUAUAUGUCAUAGGCGCUGAUCAUGCAUGCAUGAUACCAGGGAAUGAAGACCAAAUUUGCAAUGGCCCCCUGAAACCCAAAAAACAGUACUUAUUUAAAUUUAGAGCCACAAAUAUUAAAGGACAGUUUACUGACUCUGAAUACUCCGAUCCUGUCAAAACACUGGGUGAUGCAGCAUCAGAAAGGAUGGUCGAAAUCACUCUGUCAGUUACUUUGUGUAUCCUUUCCAUAAUUCUUCUUGGGGCAGCUAUUUAUGCAUUUGCAAGAAUCCGGCAGAAACAGAAAGAGGGAGGCACAUAUUCCCCUCGGGAUGCAGAAAUUAUUGACACUAAAUUCAAGCUGGAUCAGUUCAUCACGGUGGCAGACUUGGAACUGCAGGAUGAGAGAUUAACUAGGUUACUUAGCUAUAGAAAAUCCAUCAAGCCAAUAAGCAAGAAAUCCUUCCUACAACAUGUUGAAGAGCUCUGCACAAACAACAACCUAAAGUUUCAAGAAGAAUUUUCGGAACUACCCAAAUUCCUCCAGGAUCUCUCUUCAACGGAUGCUGAUCUUCCCUGGAACAGGGCAAAGAAUCGAUUUCCAAACAUUAAGCCAUAUAAUAAUAACAGGGUGAAGCUUUUGGCUGAUCCAAGUAUACCAGGAUCUGAUUAUAUCAAUGCCAGCUAUGUUUCUGGCUACCUGUGUCCAAAUGAAUUCAUUGCUACCCAAGGCCCAUUGCCAGGAACUGUAGGAGAUUUUUGGAGAAUGGUCUGGGAAACUAGAGCAAAAACCUUAGUAAUGCUCACACAGUGCUUUGAAAAAGGACGGAUCAGAUGUCACCAGUACUGGCCAGAAGAUAACAAACCAGUAACAGUCUUUGGAGAUAUAGUGAUUACUAAAUUACUGGAAGAUAUCCAAAUAGAUUGGACCAUCAGAGAUCUGAAAAUUGAAAGGCAUGGGGAUUGUAUGAUGGUUCGCCAGUGUAACUUCACAGCUUGGCCUGAACAUGGAGUCCCUGAAAACAGCACGCCAUUAAUUCACUUUGUGAAGUUGAUUCGUGCAAACAGAGCCCAUGACACCACACCUAUGAUCAUCCACUGCAGUGCUGGAGUUGGACGAACUGGGGUUUUUAUUGCUCUGGACCACUUAACUCAACAUAUAAAUGACCAUGAUUUUGUGGAUAUAUAUGGUCUUGUUGCUGAACUGAGAAGUGAAAGAAUGUGCAUUGUACAGAAUCUGGCCCAGUAUAUUUUCUUGCACCAGUGCAUCUUGGACCUGUUGUCAAGCAAAGGAAGCAACCAGUCCAUCUGUUUUGUAAAUUAUUCUGCACUUCAGAAGAUGGAUUCUUUGGACGCUAUGGAGGGUGAUGUUGAGCUCGAAUGGGAAGAAACCACCAUGUAAAUUUUCAGGAAGAGAAAACAUCUGGAGUUUUAUGGGCCAAAAUGACUUCCCAAUUAAUCUGAAUUAGUAUUCACCAACUUAAAAACAAACGGAUGUAUCCUCUCUUCUUAAUAUGCGUUGGUAAAUGGAAUACUCAGUUAAUGAGAAUGUUCAGGAAAGAAACUUCUUGCAGGGUUAAGGAAUUUUGCACAUAGUCUAAAAUGUUUUGCACAGCUUCUAUGAUACAUAUUUAGGAGAUUGGGUUCUCUGAAAAAAAUGAGUUUUUUUGCAGUUCUCUUCUAAAAUCUUAAAAAUAAGCCAAAUAAAUCAAGUCAUCUUCGCACAAAUUAUUCAGUGUGAAUUUGUCCUAUUCUUUGGGCUUGGUUUUAAAUUUAAAAUGAUCAACAUUAUCCAGUAGAGAUAUUGCGACUGCCAGGUUGUUGACAUUUCUGGUGAAUUCCUUCCAGUACUGCCUAAUGAUCUUUCCUUAAAUGUAUGUUCUUGGGUUUUGAAUCUUCUAUUUUAUGAGUGCUGAGAUGUAUCUCCUGAUCCUGAACAGCUGAACUGUUACCCCCUGACACUUUAGGGAUUAUUCCGCUUUUACACAACACACAGUAGCUCUUCAGGGACACUUAGGGCUAUUUAAACUGCUUUGUGAUCAUCAGUUGGAAAAAAAAAGUGUUUGCAGUUACACAUUGUGAGUGAUAAAGGAGGAUCUCUCCUUCCCAUGAACUUUUAUCACUUUUCAGCUGUAACCAUUAGUUGUUUCCUUUUAUAUUUCAGACACAAAAUGCAUUUAUUGGAGUGCUGUACAUUGUG